AUGAACGCCAAACUUACAUCUGUGGUCGUAGCAGUGCUAUUAUUAGUCAACAACAUAGCAGUACAUGGUGGAUAUGGCCCCGUUAGAUAUGCUAGCGGUGGAUAUGGCCCUGUUGGGUAUGCUAGCGGCGGAUAUGGCGGAAAUGUCGGUGGAAAUGGUCCUGUUGGGUAUGGCGGUCUCGGUGGUUUAGGAGGUUUUGAAGGAUUUUUGUCGUCAGGAUUGUCGUCAAGAUAUGCUAAUCCCCGAUUUUGGAUGGAAUUCGUACCAAAACAGUACGCAGGAAAUGUACAGAAAUAUGCCACUGUGCUCCGUGAAAAUACAGAAAUUAUUCUGCAUAUGUAUACAUCAUAUGGAUUUUAUGGUAUUAUGCAUUUCCAAUGA
Molecule: messenger RNA, 381 nt
Organism: Mytilus trossulus (common blue mussel)
Lineage: Eukaryota; Metazoa; Mollusca; Bivalvia; Mytilida; Mytilidae
Product: shematrin-like protein 2
Exons: 2
Coding region: 1-381 (126 amino acids)
Source: RefSeq, a predicted model, not a curated record